CAGAGAAAACUGGUGAAGAGGUUAUGUGAAUGUUGGAACGUGUUUUUUCGUAUGGCCUUUCGACUUAGUAUAAUGGUUUGUUAGUUCCAUUUCGUAAGCUGCACUAUCUGAUGUGCGCUGCAGUACGAAUUACAAUAAUUAUCUGCACAAAAUGUCGCGAAAAGGCCCGAAAGGGGGGAAAGGGCCAACAGAAGCAUUGAAAAAGGAAGACCUAGUACAAGCAGUUGUGAUUGCUGACAGCUUCAAAGGAGGAUUUCACCCCAUUACAUAUUCUGUACCAACAGCCUUGAUACCUGUAGUAAAUACACCACUGCUUGAUUAUACACUUCAAUGUCUGGCAUUGUCUUCAGUUCAGGAAGUGGUUCUUUUCUGCAGCUCACAUGCAGAUCUCAUCAAAGAGCAUAUCAAGCAGAGCAAGUGGAAUGAGCUCACCUCUUCCAUGGUAGUAACAGUGAUAGUGUCUGAGACCUGUCGCUCACUUGGUGACGCUAUGCGGGACUUGGAUGCAAAGGCACUUAUAAGGAGUGACUUCAUUCUUGUGUCUGGUGACAUGGUUGGAAACUUAAACUUACUGCCCAUUCUGGAUUACCACAGGAAGAUGCAGAAACAGGACAUGGGUGCAGUAAUGACAAUGGUGUAUAAAGAAGCCGGGCCUGGACAUUGCUCACGCUCUGUUGAGGAUGAAGCAGUUCUUGCAGCGGACUCAUCUACGGGCAGGGUUUUGGCCUAUCACAAGAUGAAAACUGCAACUAAGAAAAUAGGCAUUCCAUUGGAGACGUAUGUUGACCGACCUCGUGUGGAACUACGGUAUGAUCUUCAAGACACCCAUGUGGCUAUCUGCUCUGCUGCUGUGCCACCACUGUUUUCUGACAACUUUGACUUUCAGACAAGGGAUGAUUUUGUUCGUGGGUUGUUAAUGAAUGAAGAAAUUCUUGCCAGUACCAUUUACUGGUAUAGAUUAGACGGUGCCCAGUAUAGUGCGCAUGUUUCUAACUGGCAGAUGUAUCAGGCUGUCAGUCGUGAUAUUAUAUAUCGCUGGGUUUAUCCAUUUGUUCCUGAUUCACCUUUUCUCUGGGAUGUGGAACCUUACAUGUUUCUACGGCACAAUGUUUACAAACAGAAAUCAGUCACGCUUGGAAAGAAUUGUUUUCUGGAGGAAGAUAUUGUGAUUGCUGAGAACACAAGUGUUGGAGAGAACUCUCACAUUAGUCACUCUGUGAUUGGCAAGAACUGUCAUAUAGGCAAGAAUGUUACCAUAUGCAAUUCAUAUGUAUGGGAUAAUGUUACUGUUGGGGACAACUGUCAUAUCAACUUUACAUUAGUUGGGCAUCAGUCAAAACUGGGCACAGGUGUGAGACUUAGUAAGGGUUGUGUUCUAUGCCCUGGUGUGGUUCUACCUCUUGACACCCAUCUAGAAGGAAGCAUUCUUGUUGCUAGUUCUGAGCAGAAUAAGGAGAGUCUAGAACAGGAUGAAGCUUAUAAACUAGAGAAAUUGGCAGACAAGGCCUACUGUCUGCAUGUAGACCAAGCAGAAUAUGACUGUGAAGCUGAGGGACGAGCCCAGCAUUUAUGUGGGCUUUGGUUAGGGACGAGUGGGCUAGACAGCAAGAGUGACAGUGAAGAAGAUCUAUCAGCCAGUAGUGAGAUGUCUGACCAUGCUUCGCCUGUUCCUGACGAUAUACACUUGUUCUUCAGUGAAGUAAUGGAUUCACUCACACGAGGUUAUGACGACAAGCUUCACCCUGACAACCUGAUCCUGGAGAUCAACUCUUCACGGUAUGCAUACAAUGUCAGUGUACGAGAGGUAAACUACUUUGUGGUGAAAGCACUGCUCAGCCUUCCAAUCCAGGCUCAGUCUGCUGACUCAGGACUCAAAUAUGUAAUGGAAUUCAGCAAAAUGCUUAGAGACUUAUUCCCCAUUCUGCAAAACUAUGUACGCAACUCAGAUGCCCAGGAUGACUGCCUGCAAGCCCUAGAGGAUAUGGCAGCCUCGACGGACACAGUGUGUGAAGGACUACUCAAACUACUGCAUCUGUUGUAUGACAAAGACAUUUUGGGAGAGGACGCCAUUUUAAAGUGGUAUAACAGUGAUGACAAAUCGUCAACAGCUGCAGCUCUCCGCAAACAGGUGGCUCCCUUCAUAAAGUGGCUCGAAGAAGCUGAUGAAGAGUCUGAUGAAUCACAGAGUGAUUGAAUUGUGAUUUAAAAUUGCUAAAUGCUCAUUGUUAUUGUUCUUGAUGCUUCGUACUUUAAUAAACCCACAAGUUAUAAAUUCCAAAAAUCAUUUAUUUGUGAACAAUGACUAAUAAUCUGUAUCAGUAACAGUGUAAUUUAAUGUUCUAUUUUUAGGCAGAUUGUUGUAGGGAAGAACAUAGAUUGAGGGUAUUUUGGAACUGUGUUCGAGGAUAUUUGUACCUAAGAGAAAGGAAUAAUGAGAGGCUGGAGAAUAUUAUAAAAUGAGGAGUGUAAUUCUGAAUAUCUGUGCAAUUUUAACAUGAAACAUCUUUGCUGUUAUGCUUGUAUUAAUUUUGGAGUGAUGAGCCAUCCAGUGUAAACAAGAUAUCUACAGUAAAUCAACACAGACUGGUAUGAUAAUAAAUUCAUGGCCCCUAGGAGAACAUAAAAACCAGAUUUGAAAAUUUACUUCACAGAUUACACGAAAUACCCCUGCAUGACACUAACAAAUUAAAAUAAUGUAACAGUAUCAUCAAAAUACCUGAAAACAGUGGAUACAGGAAACAGAAAAUAACUAUAUGAACAACAAAAGAGAAAAAGGAUAACAAACAUAAACCUCUGUCUUACUGUAUUACUUUGAAUAUAAGAUACAUUCAGUUUUUGAAUGUGGGUUUUUGGGAAAAAAGUUAGUGCACAUUCCUCAAAUUUGACACAUCUCAGUUUUCAGUGGAAAGAAAUAUCUAAAAUGUGCAUCUUAUAUUCAAAGUAAUGCAUUAUUAAUAAUUAAUAUCAGGCAACUUGUUGAGAUAAAUAUUACCCUUCUUUUCCUUGCAGACAUUUAACAAGGUCCCAACAGAAAAAUGUAUCAAUCAGAAAAUUCAAAUUAAAACAAGAAACCUUUUUACUGAUG
Molecule: messenger RNA, 3085 nt
Organism: Cryptotermes secundus
Lineage: Eukaryota; Metazoa; Arthropoda; Insecta; Blattodea; Kalotermitidae
Gene: eIF2Bepsilon
Product: translation initiation factor eIF-2B subunit epsilon
Exons: 12
Coding region: 152-2194 (680 amino acids)
Biological process (GO): biosynthetic process
Cellular component (GO): eukaryotic translation initiation factor 2B complex
Molecular function (GO): translation initiation factor activity; guanyl-nucleotide exchange factor activity; translation initiation factor binding
Source: RefSeq, a predicted model, not a curated record